AUCGGUAAAAAAAUUAAUCGGUAAAAUCAGUGACCAGUAACCACCAAUGUAUUCGGCGGCAGAGAAUGGCCAGUACGGCACCGAUGAAUACGAGGGACAGGGUUUCGGCACAUCGUUCAGUACUAAAGCCAUUAGACUAGCUUUCAUCCGCAAAGUCUAUGGCAUACUAUCGGUUCAAUUGAUUAUAUCGUUGGGAUUUAUUUGUGUAUUUGCUAUACCGGAGGGUAUGCGACAAUGGUCACACCAGAAUCUAUGGGUAGUAUGGGUUGCAUUUGGCGUAACAUUGGUAACCAUGAUGGUUCUGGCCUGUUGCGGGGAACUCCGUCGCCAAACACCACACAAUUACAUUGCAUUGAUGAUAUUUACUGUGGCCGAAUCCUUCCUCCUGGGUGUCAUAUCGUCCAUCUAUCAAUACCAGAUUGUAUUGGCCGCUGUAGGCAUCACAGCCGUAGUAUGUCUGGCCCUGACAUUGUUUGCCUUUCAAACCAAAAUCGACUUUACCGUCUAUAAUGGGAUACUGUUUGUCGGCGUUAUUAUCCUAAUGUUGUUCGGGUUUGUCCUAAUGUUUUGGCGCUCACAGGUCGCCCAUCUGGUCUACUCAUGUCUCGGUGCUCUACUAUUUUCGGCGUAUCUGGUAGUUGACACCCAGAUGAUAGUUGGCGGCACCCAUAAUGUACAGGUGUCGUCCGAGGAGUAUAUAUUUGCAGCCCUAACCCUAUACAUCGAUAUUGUUCAGCUAUUUCUACAUAUAUUGAAUAUCAUCGCCUCCUCAAGUCGCAAUUAAAUAGAUAUAUAUAGACGCCUCCCAGUGUAAACUACUAACCCCUCACUUAUCUCCCGCACCCACCCCACCCCUAAUAAGAUACUGUAUUUAUUCAAUAUUAUAUAUUAUAUAUUUGAGUGCAAACAUCA
Molecule: messenger RNA, 912 nt
Organism: Oppia nitens
Lineage: Eukaryota; Metazoa; Arthropoda; Arachnida; Sarcoptiformes; Oppiidae
Gene: Lfg
Product: protein lifeguard 1-like
Exons: 5
Coding region: 47-784 (245 amino acids)
Cellular component (GO): membrane
Source: RefSeq, a predicted model, not a curated record